CCGGUAGACCACAUCUCAGGUGCCUUCUUUUCAUUUUUCUGCAAACUUAAAGGAUAACCAGCAAGAAUGGCAAAUGUGGACCGACUCAUGGAGCUCAUAGGAGACUUUGGACCUUUCCAGAAGAAGAUAGUCAUACUUUGUUCAUUCCCAGUCAUACUUUUUGCUUUUGUGUUUGUUGGAGUUGUCUUCCUGGGGCACACUCCUGAUCACUGGUGUUGGACUCCUGGAUCUGAGCAGCUUCUGGAGGAGUGUGGCUGGACAGAGGUUAAGGUGCGAGAAGUUACCGUCCCCCACUGUGAAAAGACUGGAUCCUUCUGCCGCUGCCAAAGAUUUGCUGUGAACUUGAGCAGCUUCCUCAACAAAUGUGAUGAUUUUGAGUGGGAGCUGUCUUUAAAUGGAUCCCAGACGAUGCCGUGUGACGGGAGAUGGAUAUUUGAUAAGAGUUACAAAACUACUGUCUCUGAGUUUUCACUGGUCUGUGAAAAAGCCUGGCUUGCUGACUUAAAUCAGGUGUUCCUAGCUUUUGGAUUUUUUAUUGGAGCUUUUGUGACUAGCUAUAUUGCUGACAGGUUUGGCAGAAAGCCAUGUGUCAUUGGCUCAAUGCUUGGCCUAGGAAUUGCUGGAGUUGGGGUCAGUCUGUCACCAUGGUACCCACUACUGCUUCUCAUGCGGUUUUUACAAGGUUUCUGUGGAAAGGGGGCGUGGACAGCAACCUAUGUGCUUGUGGUGGAAUUUUUUGGAGCAGAAAACAGGAAAUUUGUGUCCAUGGUUAGUCGAACUUUCUACUCCUUGGGUAUGGUCAUACUGCCGGGGCUGGCUUACUUUUUGGUCUCCUGGAGGAACCUGCAGCUGGCUAUGAGUCUUCCCUGCUUCCUGUUUCUCUCAUACUACUGGAUUGUCCCUGAAUCACCUCGCUGGCUGUUUUCUCAAGGAAGAAAAACAGACGCCAUAAAAGUUGCUUCAAACAUUGCGAAAUGUAACAAUAGAGUUUUGCCACCAAAUCUACAUGAGAUACUUCUUUGGGAGGAAAAGAAGGAAGCACCUUCUGUGUCGUUUAAGGAUUUAUUUCGGACACCAAACAUAAGAAAAAACACUCUGAUUUUAACCUAUGCCUGGUUCACAAGCACUGUUGUGUUUCAAGGCCUGGUCCUGCGGCUUGGGAUCACUGGUGGAAAUCUCUUACUGGAUUUCUUCAUCUCUGCGGUGGUGGAGCUGCCCACAGGGCUCAUCUUCUACCUGCUGGUGGACAGAGUGGGUCGACGAUCUCUAAUGGCCUUUACUAACCUCACAGCAGGAAUCGCUUGUCUUCUUGUUCCUUUUAUAUCCCCCAGUUUCUUCUGGUUGGGGAAGUCUGUUGCAAUCAUUGGCAGACUUGCUGUUGCCAUUGGGUUCGAGACUGUGAACUUUGCAAACACAGAGAUGUACCCGACUCAUCUGAGGAACGUCGGUCUGUCCGUCUGUUCAUCAGCCAGUGACAUCGGUGCGAUUGCAUCGCCCUUCCUGCUGUACAAACUGGCCAACAUCUGGAAGGAGCUUCCUCUUAUUCUCUAUGGUGUCAUGUCAGUGCUGUACAGUGCUCUGGUGACAUUGUUGCCAGAAAUGAGUGGAGUUUCCUUGCCAGAAACCAUAGAGGAUGUAGAAAAUCUGAAGAGGAGAAGAGAGAAAUCUGAUAAAAAAAGAAGACAACAAAAUUAUGUAAAAAAGAACUGAAGACUCAACAAGAAGGACAAUUUUUCUUUCCUUUUGUACAGACAGUCAUUCAUUUUGUGGUUUGGAUUUUUCUGCAG
Molecule: messenger RNA, 1787 nt
Organism: Cyprinodon variegatus (sheepshead minnow)
Lineage: Eukaryota; Metazoa; Chordata; Actinopteri; Cyprinodontiformes; Cyprinodontidae
Gene: slc22a3
Product: solute carrier family 22 member 3-like
Exons: 12
Coding region: 67-1710 (547 amino acids)
Biological process (GO): transmembrane transport
Cellular component (GO): membrane
Molecular function (GO): transmembrane transporter activity
Source: RefSeq, a predicted model, not a curated record